Molecule: messenger RNA, 3515 nt
Organism: Ostrinia nubilalis (European corn borer)
Lineage: Eukaryota; Metazoa; Arthropoda; Insecta; Lepidoptera; Crambidae
Product: mitochondrial 2-oxoglutarate/malate carrier protein
Exons: 6
Coding region: 164-1045 (293 amino acids)
Molecular function (GO): transmembrane transporter activity
Source: RefSeq, a predicted model, not a curated record
CACACAGUUUGAAGUUGACAGCUGUCGAAGCCAGCCAGCUGGACUUGGGCAAAAGUUUGAAUCUUUUUAUUUCGCGUUAUUUUACAAGUUUGUGAAUGCAGUUAGCUUUAUUUAAAAUAAACUUUACACAAAAUUCAGUGCUGCACAUAUAAAACUAGUCAAAAUGGCGCAAGCAGCAAGUGCACCGCCGAAAGAGCGGUAUAUUCCGAAUGGAUUGAAAUUUGCCUUUGGUGGCCUUGCUGGAAUGGCGGCAACCUGUGUUGUGCAGCCCCUCGACCUGAUAAAGACACGGAUGCAGCUCAGCGGUGGGGGCAGGUCGUCCUUCGCUGUGGCCGGAGAGAUUGUAGCCAGAGAGGGCUUCUUCAACCUGUACACAGGACUCUCCGCUGGCCUGCUCAGACAAGCCACUUACACCACUACAAGACUCGGAGUGUACAAUUAUCUGUUCGAUGCCUACAAAGAGAAAAACGCUGGCGCCGCGCCAGGUUUCGGCACCAAAACUUUGUUAGGGGUUGCUGCUGGCUCCAUCGGGGCGUUCGUGGGGACUCCGGCGGAGGUGGCCCUCAUCCGCAUGACGGCGGACGGCCGGCUGCCUGCUGAACAGAGGAGGAACUACAAGAACGUCGCCGACGCACUUAUCAGGAUAGUGAGAGAGGAAGGAGUGCUGAAGCUAUGGCGUGGGGCCACACCCACCGUUGGGCGAGCCAUGGUGGUCAACGCGGCGCAGCUUAGCACAUACUCGCAGGCGAGAGAGAUAUUCGUAGCGUACGUGCCGGACGGCAUCUUCCUUCACUUCUGCGCCUCCAUGGUGUCCGGCCUGAUCACCACCAUCGCCUCCAUGCCAGUGGACAUCAUCAAGACUAGAAUCCAAAACGCGGCCAAAGGUCAAAGCCAGUUAGGCGUGGUGACGAACCUACUCCGCAACGAGGGCGUACUGUCUCUAUGGAAGGGCUUUCUGCCUUACUACGCUCGUCUCGGCCCGCACACCGUGUUGACUUUCAUAUUCCUGGAGCAAAUGAACGCUGCGUACUUCAAGUACACAUAGACUGGACUAUACAGGGUGAGUCGGGGUUGCCAAGAUUAAAAAAUGAUUUUAAAAUUUUUUUUUAGAGUUGCUGUUUCACGAAGUGCUCAAAUUUUUGGAAUAUUAAAAUUUGUAGAAGUCAAAAUUGUACAGCUAAUGUUAAACAUUUUUAGGAAAUGACAACAUUUCUGCAACUAAAAUACUGUUAUAGCCUAAAGCGUAAUCAAAACGCUGACGUUUGUGUAUGUAUAUCUGUCUGACACAUAUCAAAGAUAAUGUGAUACGAUAGGAUAUUCGUUUGAUAUUUCAGUCAGACUAAAUAUUGAACAUUUUGGAUGCUUUUACUACGUUAUCUGAUAACGAUAUAAAAGUGUUGCCGAACGGAUUACAAUAAUCGUUGGGUUAACAUUUUUCUGCCUGCCUUAAAUUAAAAUGUAAGUUGUGAAAUGUGAUGCAGCCCUGUAUCGAGCAAGCAGCAAUUUGAACGUUGGCAACCCUAUGCUAAGAUUUGAAGUGAACAUAAAUUUGGAUUGAGACGUCCUUUUAAUAAUAUUUAUACCAUAAUAUGGUUUUACUAGCAGAAUCUAAGCUGGUAAUGAAUUCUCUCCCAUAAUUUUCGGGAUUCAAAUAAGUUUGACACUCCUAUGACACUGCAUAGAACGCUGUGCCUUUAUAAGUAUACAGGGAUGCUGAUAUAAUGUGAAUGGGUAGACAUAUUUGAUCAUUUUGCUUAGUCUAUGACAUAUGCAUGAAGUGACAAGCGUCUCAGUGUUGCCUGUUCAUAAUUUAUUUCGAGGUUGUUUUAGAAUUCCGAAACAAAACUAUCCGAUGACGAAAAUAUAUUUAUUCUCAUGAAAUGUUAAAAUGUGUACAUGUAAAGUGUUUCGUACAUUCGUAGAAUGUCACAAAUGAAAAAAAAAUGCGUAAAAAUGUCAAUAAGUUGCUAAAAAGCUUGCUCAAGCAAAAUUAAACUAUAAACGACCAAAUCAAAAAAUAAAAUAUACACAUCUUGAACUGUUACAGCUUUUUUUUAGUUCAAAGUAAGAUUACAUGUAAGUACUACAUUUUUGUUAUCUAUGAGUAUAUUUUUUAAUUAUUUAAUUAAAAUCUUUUCUACAUAAUAUCUGAUUUAUAUUUGUUGCUGUCUAAUAAAUUUAUUUUUAAAUUUUUUCAAUAUUUAUUUAGAGAGAUAAGAUUUUCAAUAAAUUAUUUAGAGAGAUAUCUAUACUGUAUAAGUGAUACUUAGAGUUUAAGAGUUAUUUUUUUAUUUUAUUCAUCUAAAUAUACUAUGUAAUAUAAUAUCUAUAACUUAUGUACUCCUGAUGUGUAUAUUUUAUUUGAAACUAUUAUUGCUGUGUGCUUAUGUGAUGAAAUAUGUUUGCUUACAAUUGUUAGUCGAAUAUGGAGUGCCAAAAAUAAAUAUUCUUUCAACCUUUCUAAUAUACUUAAACAUUCUUCGUACAUAAUAAAAUAACGCUAUAAUAAAAUAUUUAUUAACGUAUCUGCCGAAAUAUUCCAUAUGAUUUUUGUUCGAUUAAAAUGCACUAUUUUUUAAUUUCUGUUGUUCCAUUCAUAAAUAAGUAACUUUAUUUAUUAAUUUUAGAUUCUCUUUAUUGUCAUGUACAUUCGUACCUAUUUAAUGUAAUGAUUAAUACCAGAUUUGUACAAAUAUAUACCAUUUUGGAUGUGUUUACAUUAUACUAACUUAACUAUAGCAUAGUUAAGAAUAAGUUGUUUCAAAAGACCUGGCAUGAGAAAAUGACUGAAUAAAUAAGCAUGUUGGCUGAUUGACAUUUAUCUUCUGUCAAAAUGGUUUGUGACGUCACUGUUUUAAUGUCAACUGACCGAGCCAUUGAUGAUUGCGUAGCUAAUGUGACAUAAUUUUCUAAAAUUAAUGAAUUUAAAAAAAUACCUAUUUAACUGCAAUGUCACUGGCUGGAUCCACGCUUUCUUUAUAAAUAUUCGAGUACAAAUUUUAAAUGGCAACACAAAUAAGGGGAUUCCCUGUAAAACUGUUUCUCUAUGGUAGACAAUAACGUGCCGAUUCUAGGCUUGAAUUUGGAACCAUUUCAAAUUCAAAUUUGAAACAAUACUGUCAUUUUGACAAAUGAAAUUGACAUCGUCCGUUGGUUUUGUGCCAGUUCUUUUGAUCAAAAUGAUCUUUAAUCGGUAUAAAUAAGUAAAUUGAUGGGAAAUCUAUCGAAGCACAAUUUGUAAUGUUCUAUGUUAUGUAAUGUAGCAUGCAUUUUAGAAUGUAUUUUUGUUUUUGUAAGGAUUUGUAUGGCGAUUUUGUUUAGUUGGGAUAAAAUAUUUAAAGGUAUUUAUUAAUUUAAAUAGUUUAUAUGUUUCUCGUCGUUUACAGUGCUUAUUCCAUGUGAUAUCAUGUUGUAUAUUAUAUAUUUUUAUAGAAGCUAUUUUAUUAUGAUUUGUGACUAACAAGAGAGGAAAUUUGCAAAGUUGAAGGCAAGUUAUUAAAGAUUUUUGUUUUGAA